AGAUUGAGUGUGAUCAGAGCACAGUCACUGAUGAAAUUUCUAUGUGAGAUACUCUGUACUCCUCUCACUUACUAUGGGCUGUGAGGAUCAUGUGACUGCUCAACGUGAAGGGCUGAUAUUUGAUGCAGACCAUAUUUUUCGCUUUAAGGUUAAAUCUUUGCAACCUUUGCAAAAUCCUUUUGCUGUGCUUUUUUUUAAAAAAAGAAUGCUUGAUUGUCAAUAAGAGUUCUGCUUUUUAAGCAGGAUGUUUUAAAAUUCCUUUCCAUUGUGCACUUGAGGUCCUGUGACUGGGUAUGAUCAAUACUGAAGUCAUGGAUUGCUGACUGCACCCUGGCUGUGACUGGACUGAAAUGUGUCAGCUUCUGCUGAGGAAGCACCCUGUAAACGGGAAGGAAAAUCUCACUGCAGUGUCACAUGAUAAUAAACUGAACAGGAUCAGAGAGGAGACAGCUCCUGGUUGUGCAAGCAUCUUGGAACACGUCUGGAUUAUUAGCUGCACUCUUUGUUUAUUUCCAGCUGCAUAUUUUGCUUGCAUCCUUUCAGUUGCUGCAACGUUAAUUCAUCCUGCGAAACUCUGAGACUUUCAGUGACGCGAGGUGCAACCUAAAUCUGUGGAGUUUGACCUUGUGGACCUGUCACCAUGUCUGAGGCAGCUGCUGUAAAGUUCAGAGUAUUCACUCUUAAUUGCUGGGGAAUCCGUUACCUUAGCAAGUGCUGCAGGGAGCGCUAUGAAAUGAUUGUCCAGUUACUGAGUCAGGAGAGACAUGAUGUCGUCCUGCUGCAAGAGGUGUGGAGUGAAAAGGAUUAUCAUUUCUUGAGAAGCAAAUUGACAAAUACCCACCCUUAUUCAGUGUAUUUUAGAAGUGGAGCUAUAGGAAGUGGACUGUGCGUCUUCGCCAGAUACAUAAUAACUGACUCCUUCCUCUACCGCUACUCCCUGAACGGUUAUCCUUAUAAGUUGCACCAUGGUGACUGGUUUGGCGGGAAAUCUGUCGGCUUAGUUAUUCUGAACGUAAAAGACGUUGUCAUUCACGUCUAUGUCACACACCUUCACGCCGAGUACUGCAGGGAAAAGGAUUAUUACCUCCCGCACCGUUUGCUGCAAGCCUGGGAGCUAGGACAGUUUAUACGGCACACGGGCAAAACAGCAGAUGUUGUAGUUCUGGGCGGGGAUUUGAACAUGCAUCCUUGUGACUUGGGGAACCGACUCCUUCAGUGCUACACGGGGAUGAAGGACUCAUUCUUGGAGACCGAACAAUUUGAGGGCUGUGAAGGUGGAUGUACGUUGCUGUCCCAGAAUUGCUUUGCCUCAGUUGGUGACACUCAAUCAUUCCCCUCAGGAAUCCGUAUUGACUACGUCCUCUACAAGGGGUCGAGAGGUUUCUCUGUGAAGUGUGAGCAUCUGAUGACCACAAAUGGUACGCCACCUGGGAGAAACAUGCCGUACUCCGACCACGAAGCUGUGUGCGCCACACUGAGUGUCCAGAAAGAUGAGAAUGUUGUCAGCGAGCAGAGGCAUGUGGAAAAGACUGACCCGCAACUUGUGGACAUUCUAAAUGAGGCUCGGGCGGAGCUAAAAAUUGGUAUUCACGGGGCAGAGAAAGUGCGCUACUCCUCUGGCAGGAUGGCCAUUCUGGGGUUUAUCCUACUGCUCCUCGAGGUUGUCAUGGCGAUCAUACCACUGGUCACCACCACGCCAGAGAACUCAUUUCCCAAGGUGUCUUUCUACAUUCUGGGCAUGGUGGCCUUUGCUGUGGCUCUACUUGCUGGCAUCCUGUAUGUCUUUCAUACCAUUGAGGUGAAAAUGUUGCAAGGGACAGAGGACCAAAUGAGUAACGCCAUCCAGGCUCUGCAGGAGCGACUAGGCCACUGACGGCACUCCACAAGCAUAUUUCAGACAAGUUUAACAGAGAGCUCGUGGGAGUAAUCAGACCACUCAUUGCACAAUCUAUAGCAAAUGCGAUUCAGAAUGAUAUCUUGUGAUGUCAAUCCUGCAUGUUAACCAUGAUUUCAUGCUGUCAAAUACAUUCCAGAUGGCUGUACAGGUCCAUAGGGGAACAGAGCCUAGGAUUUGGGGCAACUUUUAAUUGUUUCAUCAUGCAGCCUUACUCAUUUUUAUUCCAUGUUAUCCAGUUAACUGUUCCUUGAGUGUGAAGACAAUGAAUGGUGUAAAUUUCCACUCUGCUUGAGCUCGGGUUUUCAUGAGGCCCAAGUUUAGAGCAGGAAGGUCCGUGGCUAUGAUGGAAAUCUAUCCCUCCCAACUACCCCUGCACCCUCAACAACCCAUUUCUCCAUGAAAUGGACCUAAGUCAGGAACUGAAGAAAUUGCCUAGUAGUCCCCAUGGCAGUUUGAGAAGUUUACAUUUUAAACAGGAGAAGUGACCACUCAGUUGUUGAACUGUCACAAAAAAAACUCGACUGGUUGACUAACGUUGUUUAGGGAAGGAAAUUUGCCGUUCUUGCCCAUCUUGUCUGAAUGUGACUCCAGUGUCUCAACAUUGUGGUUGAGCCUUUACAUUCCUCUAGAGUAAUCUGGUGAAACACUCAGUUGUACUGUCUGUUCUUGAAGAGAACAGCAGGAAGGUCCACCCCCACCUUUCCAGUGUAUACCUACAUCCUGAGAAUAGUUGGGAAAGAAAAGAUGGUUUCACUGACUGCGGCAUUUCAGCUAAAACAAUGCUGGCUCUGUGAAACCUUCAAGCAGAGCUGGACUUGUUAGGAGGCUUAGGAGACGGCAUUAAUACCAGAGGUGGGGGAUGCGAGAAACACGUAAUUCUGUUUUUAAGAGUUUGUUUUCCUGCAGGCAAAGGUUUUAUCUAGCAGCGCUCUUCUCUCGCAAGAGCAAUUUUCCUGGUCCCCAUCCCGUUCUGCACACCUACCCUGGAGUUUAACACCUUUCUCAAAAUGGAUUUGUGUAUGUAAGGACAUGAAGAAGACUAUUAAUCCUCCUGUCUCCAGUGGACCAUGUAUAAUUUUGUCAUUAUUUUGGAGUCUCACCCCACAGUUUUUAAUCUCCAGAGGUCAGUGAAUAGCUACAAGUUACAUUCAAAAAGAAUAAACUUGAAAUGGCUGACCUGAAAAAAUGAUUGAAAUUGACUGCAAAUCACUCCAAUAUUACUCUCCUAACCAUUAUACCUCCCAAAACACAGUCUCACUAAAACUGGGCAUUAUUUAAUUUUUAAUUCAAUUUUAAUUAAUUUUUAAGUUUUAAUUUUUCCUUAAAAACCUUAAACCGAUGUUUACACAUCAUUUUAAACGCAUCGAGAGAGCUCCUUUUGUUUAGAACUAUUUCAGAUCUAAGAGUUUGGGUAAAAAGGAAAUAUCGUCGGCCCCAAGUCUUGAUUUAAUCUUUCUAGUUCUGAAUUUAUAUUGUCUAAUCCCCCACUCUUGCCUUUUAAUUAGAUGAACUGUUUACAUUCACUUGAUUUACACUACCCAGGAUGUUUAAACAGUUUAAAUGUUGUUCAUUGGUAUAACUUCUUCAUCUGUCACUUCUGUUUUUAAAUGAGUCAUAUUUCCUGAAUUUGCUCUGAUGAGAACCAGUUUAUUCUUGUGAAAACAGGAUGACCAAAACUGCAUGCGGUAUCCCAAAUGUGGCUUAGCAUGUUGAAGUCGAUAGUAGUUGCAAAGCAGCAACUGGCCAUUUAACACUGAAACACAGCAUUGGUACUGAUCAUCGAUUAUCUGGUCAGAAAUCACAUGACACCAGGUUAUAGUCCAACAAGUUUAUUUCAAAUCACAGGCUUUCGAAGCACUGCUCCUUCAUUGGGUAAAGUGAAGAAAAGAUAGUCUGACACUUUUGACCACUUGCAGAGACUUAUUAUUAACCUGUCGACAUUCCACUUACACCAUUUGGAUGACCUUUUGAUCUCUGUGUCUAUAAAUUCUGUGUCUGUGAAGCUUUCUUCACUUCACCCGACAAAGGAGCAGCGCUCUGAAAGCUUGUGAUUUCAAAUAAACCUUUUGGACUAUAACCUGGUGUCAUGUGACUUCUGACUUUGUCCACCCCAGUCCAACACCGACACCUCCACAUUAUAGAUUAUCUGGGCAGGGCCAGCUAGGUAGCCUUAACAGAGUCAGGGUGUGCAUUGUGGACUGGAUAGUUAAGAGGCAAUGUAAUUGAGAUGCUUAUGAACAAUGAACAUUAUGACUCUAAAAAGAAGUCAAGGCGACCUAUUUGACGUACAAUUUAAAGUUGUGCCAAUGAUCUUGUGUUUAUCCUGGAUUGUGAUUGAGUGAUUCAGACAUUGUAGUUCAUGUUUUCAAUGGGUUUUCUUUUGGAUGCCAAUGAAAGAAGCAGUCUCAUCUAAA
Molecule: messenger RNA, 4311 nt
Organism: Rhincodon typus (whale shark)
Lineage: Eukaryota; Metazoa; Chordata; Chondrichthyes; Orectolobiformes; Rhincodontidae
Gene: smpd2b
Product: sphingomyelin phosphodiesterase 2b
Exons: 11
Coding region: 641-1873 (410 amino acids)
Cellular component (GO): cytoplasm
Molecular function (GO): sphingomyelin phosphodiesterase activity
Source: RefSeq, a predicted model, not a curated record